Stomoxys calcitrans (stable fly) is the source of this 1275-nucleotide messenger RNA. Its product is annotated as lysosomal aspartic protease. Gene Ontology annotation, molecular function: aspartic-type endopeptidase activity. Lineage: Eukaryota; Metazoa; Arthropoda; Insecta; Diptera; Muscidae. The record is from RefSeq and is a predicted model, not a curated record. Bases 103 to 1242 code for a protein of 379 amino acids. Gene Ontology annotation, biological process: proteolysis; cell death. The transcript is spliced from 2 exons. Gene Ontology annotation, cellular component: lysosome.
UAUGGUUAAGAUAAUCCCAAGGUAUAAAUAAGCCACCACUAAGUUGUUUGAAAAUAUUAUUGUGGUAGUUCUUCCAAAGAAUCACAAUAUUAAAGCAUCAAAAUGUUGAAGUACUUCACUAUCAUUGCCAUAGUUGUGGCCUUGGCCAGCGCUGAAAUGGUGCGUGUGCCCAUUCGGAAGCACGAAAACUUUGUCAAGACCAGCAAGGAUAUUCGUGCUGAGAAAUCUGUAUUGCGUUCCAAAUACAAUAUUCCCCAAGAUCGUGGUGUUGUUGAUGAAUUGUUGUCCAACUCCUUGAACAUGGCCUACUAUGGUGAUAUUACCAUUGGUACUCCUCCACAGAAAUUCAUUGUCAUGUUCGAUUCUGGAUCCUCCAACUUAUGGGUUCCCUCCAGCCACUGCUGGAUCUGGGAUAUUGCCUGCAAGCAACAUAACCAAUAUAACCAUGAUGAAUCCAGCACUUAUGUCAAGAAUGGCGAACAAAUCUCCAUCCAAUAUGGUUCGGGCAGCAUGAGCGGUUUCUUGUCUCAAGACGAUGUUACUGUUGCUGGUCUGACCAUCAAGAAUCAAGUUUUCGCCGAAGCCAUGAAUGAACCCGGCAACAGUUUCACCAAUGCCAACUUCGAUGGUAUUUUGGGUAUGGCCUACCAAACUUUGGCCGAGGACGAUGUUGUCCCUCCCUUCUAUAACAUGUUCUCCCAAGGAUUGGUUGACGCCGAUAUGUUCUCUUUCUACUUGAAACGCGAUGGCUCUGAUACUGAUGGUGGUGAAAUGAUUUUGGGUGGUAUUGACUCCAGCUAUUAUACCGGUGAUAUUACCUAUGUUCCCGUCUCCACCCAAGGCUAUUGGCAAUUCACUGUUACCUCUGGCUCCAUCAAGGGUCAAAACAUUUGCGACAACUGUCAAGCUAUUGCCGAUACUGGCACCAGUUUGAUCGUUUGCCCUGCUGAUGCUUGCGAGACUGUCAAUGCUGAAAUCGGUGGUACCUAUAACGAGGAUGAUGGCAGCUACUAUGUUGACUGCUCUGCCAUUGACACCUUGCCCGAUGUUACUUUCGAGAUUGCUGGCACCACCUUUACUUUGCCACCCAGCGCUUAUAUUGUGACUGUUGAUGGCAACUGCAUGUCUGCUUUCUCCUCCAUGGGCACCGACUUCUGGGUUUUGGGUGAUGUUUUCAUUGGCCAAUACUACACCGUUUUUGAUUUUGCCAACAACCAAGUUGGUUUUGCUCCAGCCGCUUAAGUAAAAUUAUUCGAAAUAAAUGAUUCUAUAAAC